Messenger RNA from Triticum turgidum subsp. durum (durum wheat), 549 nucleotides. The record is from the annotation of a GenBank genome assembly. NCBI's taxonomy places the organism in Eukaryota, Viridiplantae, Streptophyta, Magnoliopsida, Poales, Poaceae.
AUGACAGCUUAUGUGCUAUUGCUUAUGAUCAGUACAAGGUAUAUCAAAAUAGCUGUGAUCCCGGCUAUCAUACUUGUUUUCAUUGGUGCCUUGUGGGGCAAAUUCUGUGUCAAAGGAAGGUUGCGGCAUAGCACCAAUGAAAUGGCUAACUUGGGCAGUGGCAGCGAGAAACAUCAGGGUCUGCUACUAAUGGUACUACUAUCGUACUGUCUGCAGCUAAUGCAGCUCGUCUUGGCACAUCGUGCUGAGCUGACCAAGGGACAACAAAACGACAAUUUUGUUAUCUCUCACUUUCUCCUCUUCUUCAGUUCUGCGCUUGGCGCUCUGGCAUCGAUGAUGGCCACACUCCCGAUCGGAACCAGCCCAGGUGUAGCGCAGGCACAGCAAGCGCUUCACAGGACCUUCACUGUCGUGCUUAUGAUAACGGUGCACACCGUGGCUGCAGAAUGGACGGGGGAAGACAUGGUACUAAUUUGCAUGCCGGAGCUUAUUGCGGCGCUUGUGUGGUUCACUGCUAAUUUUGAUCAUGAUAAUUUCAGCUGUCUAUAG